ACGGCACCAGCAUAACUUCUACCUUUUUUAUUACUUUUCUUUUUUGUUAUUACAGAUUUAACUGAUCGAUCAGGGGAACAUCCACUGCAAUCAUGGGAGGCUACCUUGUGCUCACUUUGUUUGUUUUUCUUGUUGAUGGUCUGGUUGCUGACACAUCUGGAUUGAACUUGCUGUCAGUGAUGGAGGGACACAAUGUGACUCUAAGCACAGGAGUAACCAAACAACAACGUGACAAGAUGCUGUGGUAUUUCAACAAUACUCUGAUAGCUCUGAUCAAUGGAGAUCCCAGUAAGAGUUGUCUGUAUUAUGGUGAAGGAGGGAUAUUCAGAGACAUACUGGAUGUGGACUAUGAGACUGGAUCUCUGAUCAUCACAGAUAUCACAUCUCAACACGCUGGACGUUAUGAAGCAAAUUUCAUCCAAAGCAAGAGCACGGGAACCAGCCAAAGCUUGAAUCGAAACAGCAAGUGUGACGGCACAAAAAUCACCAGAAAAAUGAGCAACAUCGGCGAAGCCAUAAAAACUUUAAGUGUGUCUGUCACUGCCUUUCUCUCUAGUACUGACAAACCCAACAAAGUAUCAUACAAUGGGGACAAGGAACAAGAGCAUGAAAGCAGUCUGUCUUUAGGUCUUAUAGCUGGAAUAUGUGUUGGUGUGUUGCUGCUGGCUACAGCUGCUAUUCUUGGUGUGAUUAACUAUCGUUGCAGGAGAUCUAGCAAGGAAAACAUUGAUAAAAACAAGUCUGAGCAGCUGCUGAAAGUCCCAUUGUGAGUUUUUGUAAGAUCUGAUGUCAUUGACCAAAACAACAACAGCAGCCGCAGCAGCCACGCCCAUCAAAGCAGUGACGACCAAUCGGAUCACAGCUUCAACUGUAUCACAACACUGGACACAGACUUCUGGGGGUGUAAAAAAAAGAAGUAAUGAUAGUGCUGUCAUUUUUAACAAGAUGGUUUAUUCUCUGUCACAAUCUUAAAAUUGUAUUAAAAAACCAUUAAUAUCAUGGCUUGUUUACCUGCACGUGCCUGACAGAAUUCAGUGAAGUUGAGCUGUUCAUAUUCUGAUGAAGAUGAAGAUGAUGAUGAAGACAGAGAGUUACUGCUGAUGGCACGGACAGGCAGACGAGCUGAACAUGACAUAAAUAUUCGCAAAAAAGGUCAAUAUGACACUGGUUCAAAAGUUUGCCACUGAAGGCAAUUUCAGUAAACACACAGGAUUGGAAACAUUUUGAAACAGUUAUGAAAUAAUUAAGCCUCAUUUACUAAAAUCACUUGACUGCUGGUGUGAUGUGUACUCUACGAAAAAUAAGUUUAUUCAAGUGUGCUAUUAGUAUACUU
Carassius gibelio (silver crucian carp) is the source of this 1333-nucleotide messenger RNA. RefSeq lists its product as uncharacterized. Bases 93 to 770 code for a protein of 225 amino acids. The transcript has 6 exons. The record is from RefSeq and is a predicted model, not a curated record. NCBI's taxonomy places the organism in Eukaryota, Metazoa, Chordata, Actinopteri, Cypriniformes, Cyprinidae.